AGAUCGCUUAUCUAUUGUUAAUUAAAAUCGUUAGACCAUUUUUAUCGACGUUAGCGUUAUAAAAAAAGAUGGCUAACCGAGCUGUUGGUCAGCGACCGAGGAAAUCAGCCCGUAUCAAAACAGCUGCUUCGCCAAAACUCGCUCUCAAAAACUCUUAAAUUAGUCGGUAUUCUGCCUUCUGUACACUACAGUUUUCAGCGAUUAGCUUCGCCGAAGACUAGCCCAUGUGAACUACAAUCCCAAUGCUGUGUUUUAAUGUCAGUCAUCACUUGCAAUACGGCUUUCGAAACAAAUGGUCCUUAUCGUUCAUCAGCGAGAAAGGCUCAAAAUAAACAAUAUACUGUAACUUACACAGAAAAAAAGUUACUGUAUACUUUUGCACAGAUCCAUACGGCUAUGGGUGCCUCUAGACAAAUAUUGGACAAAAUGAGUUUAUUCCUUAUUUAACGGAUGUGAAACGCUAGUUUAGUGAGCGGUGGUUCGCGCUAAAUAGCGUUUCAAUCGGUGACGUCACUUGCUCUGAGACCUUGAAGUAGUGGUUCCCCUUGCUCUGCAGGGGCCGCGGCUUUUGUGGAGCGAUGGGUAACGAUGCUUCGAGGGUGACUGUUGUUGAUGUGUGCAUCUAAAUGUGAAUUGAUUCUCAUUUGCGGUACUGUUUUAGAGAAACAAAUUCCUCUACUUUCAUCACAAUUUCACAAAUGUAAAAUAAACACUUACUACACAGUUUUUAACGCCAGUUGCAGUAAAGUAUAUUUCAGUGACUACACCUGGCGUCUGUCAUCUGUUUACACAGGUGUUUGGAGAUGCAGAUUGCAAGAGCGAUGGCCCACUCUUGUCUGUUUUCUUUAAACACGCACUGUGACAUGGAACAAUGGCAGUGUGGGAACACUAACGUUAUUAAUAAGCAUUGUAAAGACUCCACUCAACAAUGUCUUGGCACAACGAAGGAGCAAGAGUUACAGGCGAUCCAUGCGAAGCUGCGUUGAAGCAACUAAUCUGGGAUACACAUCAGGCCAUCUGACAGCUCUAAGAAUACCAAGAAGUAGAAGAACUCCCAAAUCACGUGAUAUCACAAAACAGGUUGACCCAGACCAAGUGGCACUCCUGGUGACAAAGGAAUGGGAGCUGUCGUACGUCACACCUUUGUACCAGUUCAGACACACUCAGUUGAAAUCCUAUUCAAAGCAUCUAUCAGCUUUCAUUGUAUCAGAGAAGCAACAGGGCCUGGCGAUUGAAGUUGGCCAGGAAUUGGGCUUCAAGGUCAAUUUCUCUGUGGUCCUUGGGUUGGCAGAGACGGAUGAAGAUGCUGAGACGGUUUUCAUACAGAUUCUCUCCAGACAAGCGUUUGCUGCAAAAGAUGAUGCUCAGAAGGUUGUGUGGAGUGGCUGGCUGACCUGCGUCAAUGGUGACUUACAGUAUCUCCGAUCACUACCAUCAGAAUUUGUCAGUUUGCCUUUGCUCUGUACCAGGGGACCAGAGUCUCUCACAGUUUUGGUCAAAUCCUGGUUUGAAAAGACAUUUGACUGUUGCUUUGGCCCUCUUGGUAUCAACUCUGCCAACCUCCAGUGGCUCGCAGCCCUGUGGAUUGGGUGCCACCCCACCAUCAACAUCCAAUACCUGAAACUGGUUUGGACCCUUCCAACACUACCCCCUAUGGAUGUUAAGUACACCAUCCACCCACAAGAUGCCUGGGAGCUUUGGGACAGUGUGCGGCAGGAUGACACAACAGAUGUCAGCAUCGAGGAGGUCACCAGGUUCAUCAAAGGGCUGCAGUCACACUUCUUCAGGCACUUCAGGAUAGAAUUGUCCGCUGGGUCACUGAUGCAGGUCUCCACGGCUUUGGGUUCUUCUCACCAUAGUGGAAAAAUCAAGAUUGCAAGCCCUACCUACGUCACCACCAUCCUGCAGCUGCUGACAGAAUGUGCCCUCCUGAAGAUGCCCAUCUAAUCAACAUUUGCACGUAAACCCCACAAUUACUGUCCAUAUGAAAUUAAACUGUUUGACACUUAUAUUCCUGUAAAUAGCAUAAGUACCUGUAUUGUAUGAAAAGGCAAGUGCAUACAUUACAAAAUAACAAUUCCUGCUGCAUUUGUUCUCUAUAGAUAUGAUUCAUUACAAGCUAAAAGUGUAGACAUAAUUGUGCUACCGGGGGUGAUUUGUGGCCAAUAUACCACAUACACAUGAGGUACCUUAUUGCUAUUAUAAACUGAGUACCAAUGUAAUUAGACCAGUAAAAAUAAAUGUUUUGUCAUACCUGUGGUAUAGUCUGAUAUACCAUGGCUUUCAGCAUUCAUGGCACAAACCACCCAGUUUAUAAUUUAUUAUAUAAUCAGGUUUGAGACAUGGUAAAUCCAUUGCCAUCAAGUAACUUGGGCAGAAGUUCUCUAUAUAUAUAUAUAUAUAUACACACAAUCCUUUCAGUCCAGAUAUACAGUACAGUGAAUCAAGUGGCUAAGUGAAAACUAAUAAAGCCUAGUUUCCCAGAGAACUAGCCUUGUAAUCCCUGUGCAGUGAUUUCCUAAAUGGUUAAGAACAUAACCUGUAAAUACUUCUCAAAUACAGAUUGUUUUUUUGAGCUUAUUAAAGUUGGAAAUAAAAAAGGUUUUUAUUAACAGAAUGGGUUAUUUUGUCAGUACACAGACAAAUCCAAAACAGUUAAUAAGGGUAAAAUGCCACGUGUUUUAUCAAGGCUUAUAACUCAUAAAGAGUAAUCUCAGUCCUUCAGCAGAAAUUAAGCAUCCCUCAUCUUUCUUCCUAAACAUUUGCCCUCAAAACACUUCCAUACUUCUGUGUGAAAGAGGGACAUUCAUUUCAGAAGGUAGCAAUGUCUCUACCACUGAAUGACCGGAAAAGGCUAAUAAUUACUUGUGAACAGAUGACACAUUUGGGUGAUAUACAUACGCAUAGGGAUAGAGUUUCAGCAGAACACAUGAUGAAAUAUGUUUAUGAUCAAUGGUAACAUGGGAUUUAUAGACAUUAAAUGCUUUGAGUAUCACGGUAAAGCUGGUGUGUUUUAGUGCCUUAACCCCUUUUAAAACAGGCUUUGGGUUUUUGCAUUGGAUUCCUCUAUUUCUUCUGUGAUUAACAGCAGCUGAGCUGGAACUGUUUGUGAGACAAGGAAGACAGUUCUCACAAAAAUGUCUAAAGUCUGAACGGUUUGACUACAAACUUAUGACUCCACUAUGAAACUCUUGAGAUGCCUACAAACAUGCACUGUUUUGCUCACAAGCCAAAAGAGUCGUUAGAAGGUAAAGGCUCUUCUACAUUGAUUGGACAUCCCAGGACAUAGUGUCUAUAAUACUGUGAUAAGCUCACUUGCUGCCACAAAUUCCACACAGCUGUCACUGAAUAGUUGGAUAUUUAUUUCCAACUGAGAAAACAAUUUCUAUACUUACAGCAAUUUUAUAAAUUAAUUUUCUAUAAGGUUUUUGC
Oncorhynchus masou masou (cherry salmon) is the source of this 3432-nucleotide messenger RNA. RefSeq names its product centromere protein L (gene cenpl). Bases 970 to 1947 code for a protein of 325 amino acids. NCBI's taxonomy places the organism in Eukaryota, Metazoa, Chordata, Actinopteri, Salmoniformes, Salmonidae. The transcript is spliced from 5 exons. The record is from RefSeq and is a predicted model, not a curated record.